AUGUAUCCACUAGGACAUCAAGACAAAGAACGACCGACCCUAACCACCGUCUACAGCGGUGAGGAUCCCAUCGUCGAUAUUAUAGCCGUACACGGCCUGUCGGGAGAUGUAUCCAAAUCAUUUAUCACUAGCAAGAAUGGGAAAUUCUGGCUUGGUGAUGAGGAUAUGCUUCCUAGCGACAUCCCAGAUUACCGUGUCCUCACAUUCAACUAUCCUACAUCUGUCACUGCGAAUAUCGAACUGCACCAUGCAAAGGCUUUGCUACAGAAGUUAGCUGCUAGUCGUCAGAGGGAAGACAUUACGGAGAGACUUAUUAUCUUCCUCUUCCAUUCUCAGAAAGCGCACAUUAUUGUGAAGAUAAUCCUCGAGUGCUGCAGGAUGCUGAAGACAGAGCAUAGUCUGUAUUCGAUAGCUGUCUCGACAUUCGGUCUCUUCUAUUUUGGAGCAACAAACACACAAGGAGCUACCGCUGUAGACGAAGGAGAUGAAGAAGAACAAGGAGAAGAAAGCGACACAGGAUCACGGUCACGGCUGCUAAAAGCCGAAUCGGGGUUUCUCCAGGAUAUCACCGACAGAUAUCAGUCAAUAAUGGGGCGCUUAUAUCCGUUUGUCAAGCCACGGAUAUUCAAGUGGAAGGUUGGUAUUAGCUGGGAGGAGGUAACUAUUUGA
Aspergillus glaucus CBS 516.65 is the source of this 669-nucleotide messenger RNA. RefSeq lists its product as uncharacterized. Bases 1 to 669 code for a protein of 222 amino acids. The record is from RefSeq and is a predicted model, not a curated record. The transcript is spliced from 4 exons. NCBI's taxonomy places the organism in Eukaryota, Fungi, Ascomycota, Eurotiomycetes, Eurotiales, Aspergillaceae.